Messenger RNA from Athene cunicularia (burrowing owl), 11205 nucleotides. It is a transcript of the gene SCAF8, whose product is annotated as SR-related CTD associated factor 8. The transcript has 20 exons. The record is from RefSeq and is a predicted model, not a curated record. Gene Ontology annotation, cellular component: nucleus. Gene Ontology annotation, molecular function: RNA binding. NCBI's taxonomy places the organism in Eukaryota, Metazoa, Chordata, Aves, Strigiformes, Strigidae. Bases 418 to 4410 code for a protein of 1330 amino acids.
UUUCCUGCGCCUGGCGUGCGGUGGGGCGGGCGAUGCCCGGCCAACUUCACGCAACGGCAGGGGGGGUUUCCUGCAUCGCUAGGCGCGGGGCCUGCGGGCUUCCCCGCGACCCUCGCCUCUUCUGCCACCCUCAUCCUCUUCGAUUGUUAAACGCGUGCCCGCUCUUAACGCCUCGUGGAGCUGUGUUUUCAGUCUGGGGAUGGGAAUACAAAGGCCCGGAGGCUCGCCUCUGGUUCGAGAAUAGUAUAUUCGCAGUGGUCAGGAUGGAUGGAAGCAGACAUUCCUGUGUGCUGCACGGAUCUCAGGUUCUGCACCAAAGCACUGUGCUGAGAGUGGGCUACGGCACCCACAAACACAUGCUUACAGGCUCAGUUGUACUCGCUAAAUGAUUAUAAGCCACCCAUUUCUAAAGCUAAAAUGACACAGAUCACCAAGGCAGCAAUCAAGGCUAUAAAGUUCUACAAGCAUGUUGUACAGAGUGUUGAGAAAUUCAUUCAAAAGUGUAAACCAGAAUACAAGGUACCUGGUCUGUAUGUCAUUGACUCCAUUGUAAGACAGUCCCGGCAUCAGUUUGGACAAGAAAAGGAUGUGUUUGCUCCAAGAUUCAGUAAUAACAUCAUCAGCACUUUCCAGAACUUGUACCGUUGUCCUGGGGAUGACAAGAGUAAAAUUGUUAGAGUGUUAAAUUUAUGGCAGAAGAAUAAUGUGUUCAAGAGUGAAAUUAUUCAGCCUCUCUUGGAUAUGGCUGCAGGAAUUCCUCCGCCAGUUGUGACCCCUGUCUUGCCCAGCACUACAGCUGCUAUGAGCAACAAUACCCCAGGAACACCUGUGACUCCAGUUACUCCAGCCAAUGUGGUGCAGAGUUUACCUGAUCCUUGGGUAUCUCAGAUUGCUAAUACAGAUACCCUUGCUGCUGUUGCACAGAUUCUUCAGAGUCCUCAAGGCCAACAGCUUCAGCAGUUGAUACAGACACUGCAGAUACAACAGCAGAAACCUCAGCCUUCACUACUUCAAGCUCUGGAUGCUGGUCUUGUCGUUCAGCUACAGGCCCUCACAGCACAACUUACAGCUGCAGCUGCUGCUGCUAACACACUUAAUCCACUGGAACAAAGUGUCUCUUUUAAUAAGAAGCUGAUGGACAGGUUUGACUUUGGGGAAGAAUCUGAACAAAAUGAAGAGCCUAAAAAGGAAACUCCCACAUCCCAACUGCCUUUAGUAUCAGAAUCUGUGAACAACUCACUUUUUCACCAACUAGCUGAACAGCUACAGCAACAAAAUUUAGAACAUCUCAGACAACAGCUUCUGGAGCAACAGCAGCCUCAAAAGGCAAGUCCUGAGGAGAAUCAAGAAGGAAAUUUUGGUUCAGAGCACUCUGCCUCACCAUCACAAGGGAGUAGUCAGCAGCAGUUUUUAGAAGUGGAAACGAAUGUAGAUGAUUCAAUGGAUAUUCAACAACAGGACAUGGAUAUAGAUGAAGGACAGGAUGUUGCUGAAGAGGAGAUUUUUGAACAAGAGGAAAAGAAAUCAACUGUUCGUUCAAGAUCAAGAACUCGCUCAAGAUCUCGUUCAAGGUCACCAAGAAAACGAAGGUCUAGAUCACGGUCUGGGUCUCGUAAACGUAAACAUAGAAAACGUUCACGCUCAAGAUCAAGAGAAAGGAAGAGAAAGUCAUCUCGAUCAUAUUCCAGUGAAAGAAGAGCUAGAGAAAGGGAAAAAGAACGUCAGAAAAAGGGAUUGCCUCCUAUACGGUCAAAAACACUAAGUGUUUGCAGUACUACUCUUUGGGUAGGUCAAGUAGACAAGAAGGCUACACAGCAAGAUUUGACUAACUUGUUUGAAGAAUUUGGACAAAUAGAGUCAAUUAAUAUGAUUCCCCCAAGAGGUUGUGCUUAUGUUUGUAUGGUUCAUAGACAAGAUGCUUAUCGUGCUCUUCAGAAACUUAGUUCUGGGUCCUAUAAAAUAGGAUCUAAAAUUAUUAAGAUUGCCUGGGCUUUGAAUAAAGGUGUCAAAACAGAAUAUAAGCAGUUCUGGGAUGUGGAUCUGGGAGUUUCGUAUAUUCCUUGGGAGAAAGUAAAAUUGGAUGAUUUGGAGGGCUUUGCUGAAGGUGGCAUGAUUGACCAGGAAACAGUAAAUACAGAAUGGGAAACAGCCAGAAGCUCAGAAGCCACUAAAGAAAAUACUCAAACUACACAGAGUGCUGCAGUUGAUAAGAGUACAGUUAUUACAACACAGACAGAAGCUUACACACAACCAGUCACUAUGCUGCAGAUUCCAGUAGCUCCAGCUGUGCCUGCUGUUAGCUUGGUUCCACCCGCAUUUCCUGUCACAAUGUCUGUCCCUCCUCCUGGUUAUAGUGCAAUUCCUCCUCCACCCUUCUUGAGAGCAAGUUUCAACCCUUCACAGCCACCUCCAGGUUAUAUGCCUCCCCCAGUUCCACCUGUGGUUCCACCACCUGUUGUCCCGCCACCUGUUGUCCCACCAGUUGUUCCAACACCUUUAGUACAGCCUCCGUUACCAAUUGCACAAGAGACAAUGAAGGAUGUUCCUUUUACUAGCCUUGUUCUACCAGUUGGCACAGUUACUAGCAAUCUAGUUACUCCAACAUUAUCUGCUGGAAAUGUUUUUAAUCCUCUGCCAAUCAACAAACCAGAAUCAGAUGAAAAGGGAUCACAUCUUACAGACCUUCAGAUUUCUUCCAGUGAAAACAAUAGAUCUGUGCAAACUGAUGUCUCAAGUAGCUCUGGACUUGGAGUGCAGCCACCCAGCGUCUCAAGCAGUUCUGGGCUUACUGGAGAAGGGCAGCCACCCAGUGUCUCAAGUAGCUCUGGACUUGCAGGGGGAGUACAGCCACCCAGUAUUUCAAGCAGCUCUGGACUUGUAGGAGGAGUGCAGCCACCAAUUGUUUCAAGCAGUUCUGGUCUUGCAGGAGGAGUGCAGCUACCUACUGUUUCCAGUAGCUCUUCUCUUGCUGGCGGAGUUCAGCCAACCAGCGUCUCAAGUAGCUCUGGACUUAUGGCUGGAGUGCAACCACCAAAUGUCUCAAGUAGCUCAGGACUUCUAGCUGGAGUGCAUCCACCUAGUGUCUCAAGCAGCCCUGGCCUUCUGACCGGAAUGCAGCCACCCAGUGUCUCAAGCAGCUCAGGAGUUCUGGCAGGAGUGCAGCCACCAAGUGUCUCAAGCAACUCUGGGCUGCUUAUAAUGCCACCACCCAAUGUUUCAAGUAGUUCUGGACUUAUGGGAGUGCCACCACCAAAUAUUUCAAGUAGUUCUGGACUUCUGGCAAUGCAGCAUCCAGCUGGGGUUCAAAACAUGCCUCAUUUAAAUAUUAGUAGUCAAAGGAUGCCGGGAAUGCCUCUCAUAGAUAUCCGUCCAGGCCUUAUGCCCCAUUCGCCUGGACCAAGGUUUCCAUUAAUGCAGCCAGGAAUGCCACCACAGCGUAGCAUUCCUCCUCCAGCAAUCCUUGAUCCAUCUCUUCACCCACCACCUCGAGGUCCUUUUCCUCCAGGAGAUAUUUUUAAUCAAACAGAAAGACCUUUUGGAACACCAGGAAGACAAAAUAUUGAUAGCAUUUCUAACCCAGAGAAAAGACUACCACUUGGAGGCGAUAACAUUCAGCAGGAAGGAGACAGAGAUUAUCGCUUCCCUCCAGUGGAAAACCGAGAUAAUCUCAACAGGCCAUCUACAGUGGAUGUCAGAGAUUCUGUUGGACGACCACCAGUUGAUCCCAGAGAGGGUAUAGGAAGGCCUCCAGUAGAUGGAAGAGAACAUUUUGCAAGACCACAUGUAGACAUGAGAGAAAAUUUUGGAAGACCAGGUAUAGAUAACCUUGGUCGAAGAGAGCAUUUUGGUUUCAAUUCAGACAAGCACUGGGGACAGAGAGGAGAUUAUGAUGAAAGAGAGCACCAUGCCUUCCCUGUUUAUGGUGGCCCUAAAGGCUUCCAUGAAGACAGAGAGCGGUUUCGCCAUGUUAACUAUAGGUUUGAUAGUAGAAGUGGUCCCAAUUGGAAUAGAGGAUUUGAACAAGAUGCUCACAGAGAUUUUGAUGACCGCCGAAGACCCUGGGAAAGACAGAGGGAUAGGGAUGACAGAGAUUUUAAUUUUUGCAGAGAAAUUAAUGGGAACAGGUUUGGAAGAGACAGAAUGUCAAACAACUGGAUUCCCCCUCCACAUCCACGGGUUUUUGAAUAUUUUGAUGGGGCCACUUCCCAACGCAAAUCUGAGAAUAUGCCCCAGGUAAACGGUGAAAAUACAGAGACAGAAAGUCAGCCACCAACUGCACAGGUGCAGGACGAUCCAGAACUUUAUGAAAAACUGACAUCUUCCGUCGAGAUAAACAAAGAGAAGAGUGACACAGAAGCUGAUAUAGAAAGUGAACCAGUGGUAGAAAGCACAGAAACUGAGGGGACAUAAUCAUCACUCAGUAGGUAAAAGAUACCUUUUGUAAAGUUGUCAUCUCUCUGUAAUAGAUAAAUGGCUGACUGGACCGUAGCAGUUCACUUUUGUCUGCCAGAAUUAAGUUAAUCUGAUGUUCAUGUUCAUCUUUCACUUAAAUAACUGUACAACUGACUUGUAUAGAACACUGUUCUUAAUUUGAACAUGGUAGGUAAACAUUUUUUUUUUAUUUCUCUGAUAAAGCAUAAACUUCCCCCCACUUGCUUUUAAUUUCACAAAGAUAAAAUAACAGCUUGUCAAACAAAGACUUCCUAUGGAAGAAAAUGGAUUUUUUUAGAUACUACCCUUAGGUUGGCUAUCGAAAUUGUUAUACUUGAAAACAGGUGCUGGUGUAUCUUGUCCGUGUUUUUAGGCUGCUGCAGAAUUUUAAAGUAUAGACAAAGCUGUGAUAUUUUAUGUUCCUACAAUUCGGCAGAAAAAGAAAUGGCCCAUGUUAUUUAAGGAGCAUAACACAGAGAUUAAAAGUGGUUUUGUAAAAUCUACACUAUAGUCUCUGUUUUCUCUAAAGUAAGUGUUUGUGAUUUGUUCCUCGUACUGCAGUGGGUUUAAAAAAAUGAAAAAGUACAUUUUAAUGUUGGGUGCAUUUUGUUUUUAGAUGCCAAUAAAGCAUAUUUGUUUGAUAACAGUGUUCUAGGUAUUGUAUUUUUUUAAAAACCUGCAAGCUCUAAAAACUUGGAAUCAGCUAUGAUAUGUGCUUAGCUAGUUGUUGCAAAAGGUUUAUAUUACUUUUGUAAGACCAAUGCAACAGUUAUAUGUGCAAGAAGCGUAUGGUUUUUACAUCGAAAAUCAUGCAGUCAUAUUAGUUGAUGUAAAUAACGUAUGUAUGUAAAUAUUUGUGUAAACUGUUUGUAGAUACCACUUUUUCUGUGCGUGCCUGUGUAUGUGCACACACUCACAGAAUCCUGUAGACAGUUCAAUAAAAUUGAAGUGAAAUUAGGUUGUAAAAAUUUGCCUUUCACCUUCUUUAGGUAGUAAGAUAACAAAACUUAUUUCACCGCAAUACUGUCAAGGGUAUGUUUACCUUCUCAUGCUCUUUGUUACGAUGUUCUUACUACUUCUAGAAGGUGGAACAUGAUAUACUGUAAUAAUAUACAGUAGGAUUUUAGCUUACUUUUUAAAAUGCAGAUAUGCAUGAAGCCAAAACUUAAGCAAAUAUUUGCAUUGUCUUAUUUUGUAAUAUAUUUGGUAUUCUGGAUAGGUAGUGGUAGUGUCACAGUACUUUGUGGUUAUUUGUUUUUAGUGACUCGAAGUCCAGAAAUGUUGCACGAAAAGUAAAAAGCUGUUGUUGGUCUAAAAACCCUACAUGUUUUUAACAGAAAUAAGGGGGGCUUUGUGUUUUGAUGGCUUAAUAUUGAAGUAGAACCUCUUGUUAAAUUGUUGAGAUUAAUUGGCUGCUUAGGUAAAUUAGUAGUGCUGUCCUCUCCUGUUCCACUUACUUCACUGCUCGUGUAUCCUUUAAAUUGCUGAUGAAAGAUAAGGCUAUAGGGUAAUGCUAGAUUUUCAGUUUGUUUCAUUUAAGCGCAUUUCAUCAACUUUUUUCAACAUAACUUUUGUUAAAAUACUGUGUCCGAAAGCAUCCUUUGACUCAGUUUUGAGAAAGUUGUUUUCUCUUGCAGAACAGGAUCCAAGGGUAGAUUCUGUUACAUGUACGCCCCUUUGGUAGAAGAAACAUUUUUAGCUCAGAUUAGAAUUUUGAUCUUUAACAUUAGAGCGUUAACAUGCAAGUUUUAAUUCCCCUUCUGCUUCCCCCAAAGGGAUGAGAAUAUGAGAAUGUCAUGAGUGUAAAGCAUAAGCAUGCCUUUGAAUGUAGAAGUAAGUUACACAUGUGUGUGUUGCCCUCUCCCUCUGGGAGGUGGGGUAUUUUUUCAUGCUGUGUCAUGGUUCAGUUUUUCAAUUACAGGGACUUUUAUUCUGGAUAGUAAAAAACCCGUCAGCUUAAAGAAAGAGUGGACUUGAAUGAAUGAUUCGUUAUCUACUGUGCAAGUAGUAGUCAUUAGGAUGUAGUGAGGUAUGCAUUAAAUAACUAUUGCUUUGUAAUAGACCUUGCUGAUGUGUUUAUUACCAGAACGUGUCUCGGGAGUUGAGAUGAACAAUGUUUAAGGUAAAAGUACCUUCAUGGGCAGACUCUGGCUCAGAGAACUUGACUGAUGCUGCUGCACCACUUACUAGUAGUAUUCUGGUCAGGCAGAUACAGUUGGGUGAAAGUCCAAACUAACAAAAUAGCUGUAAGGAUACUUUUCAAACUUAAAGUUAUUUUCUUAAUUUCAUUUUUGAAUGAAAUUAAGAAAAUGCAGUUUGAAAAAGCUUCAGUCAUAGAUGACAAGUACUCAGAAUCAAACACAUAUUGGCAGUAGCUUUCCUUUUCAAACAUUUUGUGAAAUGCCUUUUUAAAACUGAAAGUCAAUCUGUUUUGGUUUUGCUAAGCUUGGACUGGCAGUAUGCUAAAUUGCUCAGAGUAUGAUGAUUUAGGUAAAUUACAAGGUCAGAGAUGUUAAACAAUUUGGUUAGUAGUGGUAUAAACAAUGUAUUAUAAUUUUUUCACCAUUGUUAAUAUAUUUCAAACAUGAAUAAAUUGGCUACUGUAUAUAUGUGUUAUGCCAUCAAUUUCUAACAACUAUUUUUUUUUUGUAGAAUAAAAGUUUGUUGUAGUCUUCAGUUGCAUCAUUUUUACAGCUAGAACUGUUGUAUUUCUUACUUUAUUAAUGUAGCGUUCAGACAAAUAUUACCAAAAUAGCUGUAUUCAGAAACUCAGAAGGGACUUAAUAUUACCAAAACAGUGUGGUUUCUGUCAGUAGGAAGUUUCUAAGUCUUUCAGAGUUGAGUGAAGACUUCCCAUUCUCGUUGUAGAUUAAGCCGUCAUAAGCCAACACUAUGCACUGAAAGGAGCUGUCCUGAGAUUCAGACCAGUUCUUUGAUAUGGUUCACAGUAGUGACACGUAAUUUUUGCUGAUGCAAAAAAAGGAGUGAGAAUGGGACAGAAAGAAGAUGGGGCCAGGCAUUUGGGCAGCAGUUCUGGCUUAUGCCUGUUUAAAGCUUGCUCUAAUGAUGAAAGGUGUUAAUUCUAGCAACUGAAGAUGGUGGUGAUCUACUAUUUACUUAAGUAACAUACAUAUUGAAAAAUAUUUCAGGUAGCUUUGCAGGCAAUACAAUAUAUUUAGGCGUUCAUAUUUCCUUGAGAACCCCAUGCAUCAGUAAGUUGGUUUAUGUAUUUAUUACCUUUUUUAACAGCCUGUAAUUCUGAUCUUUCAUUGUACUGUAUUUGAGCAGAAUGCAAUGUCCAUAAAGACUAUAAAUGUGAACCAUAGCCUUCAUUUGCUAUAAGGACUUGAUUUCUUUGCUGAAGCCUUUUUCUGUGAAAUGUUGGUACACUUUCAUUUUAUAUGUAGUGCUUCACGUUAUUACAAACUCAAGGGAAUAGAUUCUGUUAGACUCCUUUGCUUCAGUAGCAGACGAUACCGGUAAUUCUUCGAGCCAUUUCAGUGAUUUAAAUGGCUUUAUAAACAAAGUUAAGGUACUCUUACCCUGAAUAAGGCAAGACAGGAUUACUGUAACCAAGCCUGUAGUUGGCAUACACAUGCAUUACUUACACAGUUGGAAAAUUAUCAAAUAAAUUGUCUAUAGAAGGUAUCUAUAAAACAAGCCAAAUCAUUGUAGAAUUCUCUCAAAAUACAGUGUCAUCAGUUUUGAACAUGUGUAAGGGAACGUUAUGCCGGUCAACACUUAAAGUACUUAUUUUCUUCAUGUCAUGUUCCCCUAACUCAAGUCUUUGGGUCAUUUGAUUUGAAACUGGUAAAAAAUUAAUCCCAAAUCUCAUUCUUUGAAUUCUCAGUAAUGUAUUUUAAAAUAACAUCAUAAAAAGGGUGACUUUUUUGUCUCUUGAUAAUGAAAGUGGAACAGAUACACUUAAUCACAGGAGUUAUAAAGAGUAACUAGGACAGUUUUUUGUUGUUGUUAAUUCAGAUAAUGAAAGGAUCUUUCCCUUGUUGACAGCUAUUACUGACUCUGAGUUUUACAUUAGUCACAGUUUCCUUUCAGGUGCCAAGCUUUCACAAGUAAGCAUGUGCUGUGAAACUAGCUACUUAUGUAGAUGAGAAAUUGAUUUAAAAGGCAUAAAGUCAGGGUAUUCUUUUUUAAUUUGAAGUGGUUUAUUUGACAAGAAUGGCAAAAGCAUUUUUCUGCCAUGUUGCUUUACUGUAUUCAUUCACAUCAGCAGAAACUUUGCAGCGUAUUGCAAGACUUUCUUAAUUAUAACUGACGUUAUGUUUCUCCUUGAAGGGUCAUGUUAGUGAUGUUAUUCACUCCACUUAGUCUGUCCAAGUUCUUUGGCUACUCAAUAAAUAUUUGGAAUUUUAUUAAUGUAUGUACAUGAUAUUUCUUAGUUAAGAAGUCAAGUAGAGCUACUUAAAAAAAUAUUCAUGACAUCUCUUUAAUAACUUCCAGUAGAGGUGUAUAGGAUCUGAAAAGUGAGAUUCUUGUCAGUGAUGGGAUGGCAUGAAAGUCUGUUAAUAGGGUUUUUGCUGAAGUUGGUAAGCUGUAAAAUUCUUGUAUUCCUUUCUAUCUUGCACAAACUUGAUAGAAAAGGGUAGUCUCAUUGAAUACUCUUAGUAUCUUUUAGAAGCUCUGCUACCAAAGAUUAGAGGAAGGGAAGUACUAGUAGACUAUGUACUCUUAAAAAUGAAGAGGUGGUUAAGAUAAGUUGUGCAGUUGAAGAUGAAUGUAUUUUGUCUUUUUAAGAAGUUAAAAAUGUACAUUUCAGCACUCGCAUAGUAACAGUGAUAUUAGUGGUGUCACUGGUUCACUAAUCUUAUUCUGUACUUUGUAAUUUUUCUUUUAAAGUUAACUCACUAAUGCUAAUUUUACAUGUUCUCUUCUUCCUAUCCGAUGAAAACACUAAUGCCCUCAGACAAGGGACUAUUUUGUGCUUUAUUUAACAAAAAAAAAAAUCUCAUCAGAAAGUAUUUUAACCUGUAGAUAGGUUAGCUGAACAUUUUUUCCUUUCUGAUUUAAUGCUUUAAUGCUGCAAUUUUCCUUUUGAAUUAUUUUCUGUAUGCAUAUCUGUGUUAUAAUGGAUAUGUGUUCACACUGGCAUGUAUCAAGCUUUCUGUUGAAGUGCAGACAAAUGGUGAGAUUCUUAAAGGUAGAUGAUCUGUUUCUAAAACUAGGGUAAACUUCACAGCCAUUUUGAUUUGUAUACUGGAGCAUUUUAAUUGUGUUGGAGUGUUACACUUUGUGUGCAAGGCAGUGCAAAAUAUCCUUAAUAGUUGAAGAGUCUUAAAUGGUUAUAUGUAACUCAGAUAUAGAUUGGUAGGAUUUGGAUAGGCCCUAGAUGCAGGGACUUUGGAUCUGAAUGUCACUUCCACACUAAAGGAGAGAUCAUAUUACAUCUGGGAAAAUAAGAAAUGUAGCCUUUUCUUGAUAACAGCAGGAAUUAAGUAGAAAUAAUCUUAGUGUUUAAAGUCCUUUCUAAAAAAUCCAUCUUUGUCUAGUCAAAGGAAGCUCUGUCAUUGUCACUUUAGUUGAUCAAGGGAAAAAAAUACUUUAGAUUGAUGCUGUUUCUGAGGUAAUCAGAUCUCAUUCAUCAGUGCAGUGAAAUGCAGUGUGCCUUAAGUUUUUUCCCUCUGAAAAGGAGCAUAUAUUUCAAACGAGACAAAAGCAUGCACAAAAUGAAGAAAUUUUUGUUUGUAGAAAUGGAAAUAAAAUUUUGGGUUUGGUGAUUUUCUUCAGGUAAAUCUUUGUCAUUUCAGUGGUGCAAAUACAUAAAUACUAAAUGGACACUCAACUUUAAAAAUGUUUACUUGAAAGUUAUACUAGUCUGUCCAGUUCAUUUUUCAUUUAUUUUCACAGACUUGCAAUACAUUAUUUUGUCAAGUGGUGCCAUCACAGAGUUCUUCUUACCACAAAUUAGAAAUACCUUUGAAUUAUGUAAUUGACUUAUUUAAAUCUAGGACAAUCAUAAGUCUUCCUUGAAACUCAUGGAUUUCUUGUACAGUAUGACUACCAAUAUAGGUAAUUCACUAUUGAGAACCUUACUGUUUGAGCUAUCAGUGAUUAAAAGUAAAAUACUGAAACCAAAUUGAAAUGCUUGGUGAAUAAUUUGGAAUUUUGUAUUCAUUAAAAGCAAAAUAAUAGCAUCUUCUCAAAUUUCAUGUUGAUUAAAAAAAUUCAUCAUAUUAAAAAUACGAACUUGCUGGGCUGUAGUUCUGUGAAUAAAUGAGGCAACCAUUAUUUUCAUUAGAAUGUAAAACCUUGAAGUGAUUAGGAUAAAUGUUCUUUAUACAAAAUACUGGAAUGUAGUCUUCACGUUUUGUGUGCAUACUGUCUGCAGUUUCUGUGUGUACACUUUAUACAUGCUUUACACGUGCAAUCCUCAUUGAAUGAUCAGAACCACUGUGGAAAAACAGGAAGGUGGCAUGAAAUGGCAAAUUCUAGCAGACACCAAAAAUGCUGUACAGAUUGGAUCUGUAUGUAAAGCAGUAGAUAGACAAUGUUGUUUCAGAGGUAAUACUUGGUCAGCCUAAUUUGAAAUCAGAUAAAACCUCAGUUAUAAAGCAUGAAUAAACCUUUCUCUUUUUUUAGAUUUAAUAAAAGUUAAUGCACAUGUUCUGAUCAAAUAUUCACUAGUUAACAAGUAAGCAUCCAAAGAUUUUAAGUAGUCCUGAGCAUUUUUCUUAAUGUUGCUUGUACCUUAAUUACAAACAAACAAGCCCCCAAAAAACUGUAAAAAAAACCCCAAACCCCAAACAAAACAAAAAA